Molecule: messenger RNA, 12560 nt
Organism: Dermacentor andersoni
Lineage: Eukaryota; Metazoa; Arthropoda; Arachnida; Ixodida; Ixodidae
Product: solute carrier family 25 member 35-like
Source: RefSeq, a predicted model, not a curated record
UGUGCUGCAGAAGUUUUGGCCGCUUUGACCCCGUUAUUUUGUGUUGUCGGCGAUCAGCUGUAUUUGUCAGCUAAGAAUAGCUUCGCUUUUUGUUUAACAGUUUAACUGGCGCUGCAUCUACUGACUGACCAAACAUGGCCAACCGAGUAUGCUACGUGCAUUCACCGAGCCCACAUCAUAUCUUCAUUAGGAUGCGCGGCACAUCCUGAGGAUCCUGUGCGGGUUGCUGUCAACUUUGAACAAAGAACGAAGAUAGGGGAGCUCCAAUGGCGGAGAUAGUAGUCGCCGCUGUGGCCUCGUGCUCGGCCAGCCUGAUCACGCACCCCAUCGAGGUAGCCAAGAUCCGUAUCCAGCUACAAGGGGAGCUGCAGCCACCGAUGAAAGACAAGUCGGGGCGGAUGCGGCCCGUGUACCGUAACGUGCCCCAGGCGCUGUACACGGUGGCCCGCUACGACGGCAUCCUCGCCAUCUACCGCGGCCUACUGCCGGGUUUGGGGUACCAGCUGUUGGCGAACGGGCUCCGGCUAGGUAUUUUCCAGACCAUCGAGGACUUCGGCUUCACGAUGGACGAAAACCUCGAACCCAGCAUCCGGCUGAGUGCAAUCUCCGGCGGAGUGGCUGGCGCCAUCGGCGCGUUCGCCGGCUCGCCGCUUUUCCUUCUCAAAACACACAUGCAGGUGCACUGCGCCACGGCGUCCAUCGCGGUCGGUUACCAGCACGGCUUCAGGACGGCGAGAGAGGCCUUCAUGCAUAUUCACCGGACGCAGGGCCUGUGGAACGGCCUGUGGCGCGCCACCUCCGCCAACGUCCUGCGCAUCUCCACGGGCUCGGCGCUGCAGCUGUCCACUUUCAUCGGAUUCAAGACGCUGCUCAACACGGCCACGGAGGGCCGCGAGCGCUAUUUCUUCAUCAACACGGUGUUGGCGGCGCUCAUCUCUGGCCUUGUGUCGGCGCCCUUCAUCGCGGCCGUGGACGUACUCCGGGCACGCAUGUACGCGCAGCCGUCGAACGCGCGCGGCGAGGGCCUCUACUAUCGCAGCAUCUGGGACUGCGUGCGCAAGAUCAAGCGCACCGAGGGCCUGCGGGGUCUUGCCAAAGGUGCUGGGGGUGCUUUCCUCUACACGCUCACCACUUCGUCCAUCACGCUCAUCUCGUGGGACGAGCUCAAGAACGCCCGCAGGGAACGUCGCCACUCGAGGGAUUACUAUAUCGACUUCGGCUACCAGUGAUGCCCCACGUUACUUCUAGCCAGUGGUCCCGGUUAUCUGUAUACCUUUACUUUUUCCCCCGUAUUCGAGUCUGGUGGAAGACUAUUUAUACCAUGACAAGUUUGCUCGGGACUUUCGCGCUUCUUGUGGCAACACAGGCGUCCAGCUGAACCCGGUGUCAGUCAGGUACAGCAACGAUCAGAAGGCUUCCCUGGAACACAUGCAUACCUUGUUACUGCUCAUGGUAGAGGGAAAGAAGAGGCACUAGGCCAUUGCAUGCGUCUUUGGUCAGCGCUUUAUUGGCGCAAGUCAUGAAAGUCUAUAGUCAGGGACAGUUAAAGAAUGCAAACGACCCCCACGAAAGGUUCCUGGGUUUUCUUCUGCGUAGGAACAGGAGGCGCCCGAGUGUUUAGCAACCAGGAACACGCUGCGGUCACACUCCAUGCGCAUCAACAGCCAAUAGCGGCAAGUGUGGAGAACAGGAAGGCCACCUCACGUGUACAAACAGCGCACAGCUAGAACUCUCGAAAGUGAUUAUGUGUGAUAUGUGAUAUGUGACAUCGCCUAGCCUCCACGUAACAUCCUUGCACACAGUUUGGAGAGAGAGAUAGCAAAGAGAGGAAAGGCAGGGAGGUCAACCAGACGAGCGUCCGGUUUGCUACCCUACACUGGGGGAAGGGAAAGGGGGAACAGAAAGAAAGAAAGCGGGAUACAGGGAACACUGUCUGUGCACGCAGCAAAGUGCUUGGAAAUCAGUCAAGUCAAAGCAAGUGCUCCGUCGAUACGUUAGGCUGCCGUCAAUCUUGGUGGUUCAUAGCUGGUGAUGCACGUUGAAGUUACCAGUGAAGACCAAGGAUCCGGUGGGCGUCAGCAGUACGUUGCAGUACGUGGCAGUAUAUUUUUAAGCUAAACCCCAGCCGUUCUGACUUCAGUGUGAGUAUAAUGAUGCGGGUGAGCCAUGAUGCUUACUCAAGAGUUGCAAGUACUGAAUUGAGAGCAUCCAGCACUUGCAUUGCACUUCGCGCUGACGGAGUGUGCAGGUUAUUUAGGAGUAUUCGAAGGGUAUUCAUCAGAGACCGUAGCAUCAUAACGACUUGCCGGUCUUCUUCGGGCAAUUUGUCAGGAACCCGCGCUGUUCGCUCUACAGCCGUGUGCAGCUGUAUCACUUGACGUGGCUCCGGCUCGGGUUGUGGCAUCAGCUGCGGCAUCGCCUCCGGUUGUGGCAUCGGCUGCGGUAUCGCCUUCGGCUGUGGCAUCUCUUCCAGCUGUGGCAUCGGCCGUACCACCGACUGUGGCAUCGGCUGCGGCAUCAGCUGUGGCUUCGGUUGUGACUUCCGCUGUUUUUCUGGCUUUGGCUGUUGCUUUAGUAGUGAGGACCAAGUUGUAUUGUUCUCCGCCAUGGCCUUGUCCGAUUUAGAUUGAAUUGCCCCAGGCCUAGGGGGCAGAGGAGGGGGUGUUGUCGGAUGGGACGUACUCUUCAUAGAGGUAUCAGCGUCCUUUGAAGUCCGGCGGCGUCGGGAGCGUCGCUUUCUAACGGCCGCAACAGCUUCCCGACGAGACGAAUGGUCUCUCGCCAUCUGCUUCAACAUCGCCUUUUCAUUCUUCAUUUUGGGGCAGUCCUUCGAGGAAGCAUCAUGGGACUCAAGGCAAUUGGUGCAUUUGAGAACCGUGGCUGCACAAGAGUCUGCAGCGUGGGGCUCGCUGCAGCGUGAGCAAACUCUCGUGUUCUCGCACACGGCACUCACGUGUCCCAGCCUCAUACAAUUGCGGCAUUGCAGUGGCCUUGGGAUGAAUGGUCGCACAGGGUGUCUAAAGUGGCCCACCUUGACGUGCGAAGGGAGAGUCUCGCCCUUGAAUAUAAUUUUCACACAGCGGGAUGUGCCGAGGCGAUACACAUGUGUUAUGGCGACGCCAUCAACGGCAGGCUUCACUAGGAUCGGCAAGUCGGCGCUGGAGAUGGAGACAUCCACGUCGUAGAUGACACCAGUAGUUGAACCACUGUUCUGGGGGAUGUACGAGCGGAGCUUAACGCCACCUAGUUCUGUAGCUGUAGUCAAAUUUCUCAGCGCGGUCUCAUGUGUGACGUCGAUAGCUAACACAUUUUUUCGUGUGUUGACUCUAACGUCUGCUAUCUGAUUUGGCGCCACCGCUUCAAGUUGCACCGAUACGGACUGUCUGUUGAGUCGCCUCAGGUUGUCGGUAGCGAGUUCUGGUACAAAUAGAAUCGUACUGACUGCGGUAUUCUGAGUUGGUCCUACCGUUGGCGUGCUCGAAGACAUGGAUGUCCUGGUGGUGUGUCUUCGUUUCGCCUUGCGGCUCCGCACAAGCUCGAAGGCGUCAUUAGAGAAGUCCUCACUGCUGACCGAGUAGACGCUGGUGUCAUCGCCGUCGGUGUCGCUCUGGAGGCCGGUCCGCUUCCUAGACGCAGCCGCCGCUGAAGUCGCCAUUCCCGGCAGAGGCACGGGGACGUCAACUUGCAUCCGUACCACGAACCAUGCCGGCUCUCUAAAUAUGUACGCAGAAGUAAGGAAAAGACAGCUGAGCUAGAGAAAUAGCGUUCUGGCUCGCAGACACUUCGUCUUCGUCCUCCGCGGCAUUCCACACAGUUUGAGAGUACCACAGAAGAUAUAGAGCUGAUCCAAUUUGACAUGUAGGGUGCAUCGACGAACACCGUCCCUACCCUAGUAUACUUUAUCGAGCAAAGCGAAAGUGGGGACAUGAAUAGCAAGGAGAAAGGAGAGGGAAAUUCAUUCGAGGUGGUUUGCUACUGCAAUUAUAGGCGUUCUCUUUCAAGGACAUUUGCUGCUGUAUUCUCGACCAGUCAUUUAUUAUAGUGAAAAUGAUCCACGAAGGUAGUACGAACCUUAGCGCAAAACUCGGAUUACGUACGUAUCCACCAAUAUCAUUGUGCGAGAGCCAGCAAAAGGACUAACACGCAGUAGAGUGAUCUGACUACCGCUUCGCGCCUGUAUGUCAAGUAGCAGGGAAGAAAACGUCAUGGUCAUAAUACGCCCUCUCGAACUUCCGAUUCUGAAUAUUCCCUGUUAACACUGCUUGUUUUGACUGAGCGAGUCUGUUCUAGGCUGAACUAUUCCCCCGGCGCUCACUGCCUCUGGCGAUCCUGAGAUUUCACAAAACAAGACAGAGGCAGCGUGAAGCAUCUUAUAGUCUUGUACAAUGCUAGUUUUAGGCUAAAUGUUUCAAACGCAUACUGAAGGUUAGAGCGAGCUUUGAUCGCUUGGAGAGAAAGGUAUUGUUGCUGCGCUAAGUUAGUGGGUCUUUACUAACGGGUCUGUGCGCGUGAAUUGAAAUAUAACUAACGAACGAACUACUCAGAUAGCAGGUAGGUUUUGACACCAACUGCCGAAUCGCAGAAAUGCAUUGUCACGCUGAGAAAAUUAUUUAUGUCUGUGAGGAGAACGUGGAAGCCACAUAACUACAUAGCAUAAGCUUGCCUUUGUCCGGUUAACUUACUUGGUGGUCAUUUCAAUAGCAACCAUGCAGUAAAGCCGGGGCCUGAUGUCCGUGAAUUACGGUUACGAAGUAUAACUAAUCAAAACCGAAUACACAAAAGGCAAAAGGGUGAACCAGAAGCUCUGAGGUAUUUCUUCAUUGGUUCAUACUCUUUAGGAGCACUCUGGUUCAAUUCUGCUAACGCUAUUCCUUUAAUAAGUGGAUUAAAAAACUUUCUUCCUUAUUUACGCGCUACAUGCCGAGCAUUUUAACGCUACAGAGAUCAUAGAAAAGGUGGCUAACUGGAUUGCAGUGGUGUCGCGUUUUUGUGGAAGGCGACAGGGUUUUGCCUAUCGAUACCAACUUUGCUAACUUGCAAACCUCAUGUGUACUCAAGGUAAUGACGUCGCCUCCUUUCUGGUGACCAGUUACUGCUGUUCAGUGCGACUCGUGUGUGAAAUUAUCUCCGGCUUUGUGUGCGACGUAUUUAUUGGUACACAUGUGCAGCCCUUUCACAUAAUGGCAUAACUGCGCCACUGCUGUUAUAGCUCGAUCGUGCCUACUUACACGGCAAAAAAUCACAGGUACGUCCUUUAUAUUCCAGGAAUAAGUGAUUCGAUUCAGGAGAUGUACGAGAACGAGGGAGGGCGACUCUUUCGUAAGGUGUUAACGUUCUGACGAGAUGAAUUUCCAUCGUUUGACGAGGACAAGAAGAGAAGUCCUUUUGCGGAAACGUUUGCUCUGGACUGGGGUAUCUUGUUCACUUGUUCUCCCGUAUAUCCUCUGCAGGUCUCUAUCUUACAUAUACCGCUUACUAUACCUUGUAUUCGACGCAGUGGUGCGCUAAAGGAAGUUUAGUGGCAACAAAGCAACGCUAUCGGCACUACAACUUUGAAUAUGAACAUGCGUUGUUCCUUUCACAAGGUGCCUCUUUUCAUAUUAUUUUCCUGCCGUCUCAUGUGAAACAUGGUACAUGGUAAUCAUUUUCGUUUGGGCGCCUUUAUAAAACGGACACAAACUCUAUGUUCUGAACCUGUGCGGAGCGUCGCCAAGUCAUCAGCUUUCAGACACGGGUACACGCAGAAAGUUUCCGUGCGGAAUAUCCACUCCAUUCUUAGUGGAAUGCCCAUUCGUAAAUAUAUGUUUAAGUACGUACGUAUCUGAAAUUCAGCUUAUAACCACCUAGAGCAUAAAGGGGAAAAUUGUUUUGUUCUUUGUAACGUCAGGCCGAGCGCCAAAUAUUUCGCUAAGUCCUUGAUAAGUCCUUUUUUUUCUCCAUUGCCUGGGAAAAGUGGAUAACUUCAGUUUCAUUCGGAGUGCAAGUUGUGUAACUACUAUUUAAGGACGCAUUUGUUACACCAUUCGCCAGCAACAGGCGUUUCUACAUGUGCCACUACAUUCAAGAUUACAACACAGCAUAUCUAUUGGGACGUUUGUGUCAAAACUAGGGCCAGUUUGCGCGUGGUAUUGUGCACACCAUUUUUUUCGAGGCACUUCUCCUUUUGCGAAACUAUCUAGUUAAAUAGAGGCAUUGACGUACCUUGGAGAAACUAGUGUAGGUUUAUGCUUUGCGAUUUCUGUAUUUUCGCUGCAACUCUUCUGGCUUUUUCCUUGGGAAGUCAUCGGCGGUGGCCAAUUCACGAUGUAUAAGGCAGUAGCACUGAGCGAUCUGCAUUGUUCAGGACACAAUGCUCGCGUGGCAGGGAUUUCUUAAGGAUAAUCGAUCGCUGCGUGCACGAGUGUUUGUAUUGCACUGUCCGACUAGCGAGUGAACGAGGCCUGACGGCCAACACACAGCGAACACGCUUGGCCGCUAGAGCUUUCGUUCAUGCUCGUCUGCUAUUUUGGUCGCCCGAUCAGCUUAAGCUGUAGCUGAUGAUGCCAACCAGUUGCUUUGGCAUGGCGGCGGUUGGCGUGUUGAAUCUGCUAUAAUCAACGAACUACAAGGGUUCAAGUAUACGCGCCGGCUCUACUAAAACUGCACUGCGCCGAAGCCAUGGUCUGUCGAAGAACUUCAAUUUCUAUUUACUUCAUGGUGAUCCUAUACUAUAGCAGCUGACAUAUUCCUUUAUUUAUGUACUGGACAGCUGUGUGCGGUCCGGUGCACUGUAGCCAGUUGCUGCCAUAUGCUACGAAAUAGAAGUGCACGCUACGUAUUUCGGUAAAAGAGCAUAGCUUUAUGUUCGUAUAGUAUUCGUGGCCAGUGUCAAAUACACUUCUACAGAACAUCCACGCUAAAGGCCUUACUCGCGUUAUUAAGGUUCCUGCGGUCUGCGGGGCUACACGAUAGACAGGAAGAACGCCGCCCCUACCGCUCUGUAGAGUACGCGGUUUGGUCGUGCUUGUCUCUAUUUCUUUCUAUCUCUCCCCUUCCGAUCUCUUUCUCUUUUUAUCCCCCUUCACCCUUCCCCCGUGCAGGGUAGCCAACCGGAACUGCCUCUGGUUAACCUCCCUGCCUUUCUAUGCAUCCUUUUCUCUCUCUCUCUUUAGUACGCUUGCGCCUUCACCCAUUGUGAACUAAGGUUUAAAACAGCCUUAACUCUUUGUUGCAUGAAGAAAGAUUACACAUGUAAACAGUUCUUACUUUUAAUUUUUUAUUAAUGUGCAUACAGGGAAAUUCAAGAUUUUUUUGUGUGUAUGUGCUUGCAAAUGUUUAUUUCACAAGAGGCAGAAUGUCCGCCACAGUGAACAACAUGCGCACCAGCUCUAGAGAGUGUGGAUGCCGACAGCUUUCUUUUGCUCCAGCAGGUGAAGUUCCUGCCCUCACAUUAACAAACGUAAGCUUUAAUACAAAGUGUUUGGAGCGGCCCACGUUACUCUACGUUAUUGAAUACGAAAAAGCAGUCACUUUUGCCGGUAGUAGGCAAGUAUAGAUUGCAGUGGGGUAUCCAGUAAUGGGUAUUUGUUGGGGAGGGUGGAUGGGGGCACGCAUUUGGGUGGGGAGAGCGUGGCUGGGCAGGCGAGUGUUGUUUGUCGCACAUCGCUUUAUGCAACGUAUCCUGACAUGCAUGCAAUUCAGGGCAUUCCACGGCUACGUCCCUAAUACCUUGCAUUUCGCGCAUUUAUGUCGCCUCGCACUUGCCUACGUAGAUUUUACAUAUUUGUGCUUUGCAUUAUUUCUGAGGGGGAAAUGAUUGAAAUUGCCAUAACGCACGCAGCAUCAACUAAACUUGCUUUCACAAGCGUCAUUCAUUUCACUGUGGCAGGAGCUUCUGGUAACUCCUUCAGUUAUGUUUUCCUAUUAGCUCGCGGCAUAAUAAGAUGAGCAAAUUGUUAUUACAUGAAAAUAUGAGGCAAAUAUAUAUAAAAGAAAUUGAAAGUCAAAGGGGCAUAGACACUGCGCAGAAUUGCUCCAACGCACGUGUUGUUCCUGUCAUGCGUCGUGUCCACUACAGUGGACAUUUUAGAAUAUGUGUUCCGAAGAACUUCGUUUCACUCAGCCACAAUAUUUGCAGCUUUUGCCUCCGAAGGCUUCUUAAAUCACGUGCAGGCAAUUACAUGUACCAAACCGCAAUGUCACGAGAUGUAUAAGUAAAAGCGCGGGGACCCACGUGGCUAUACCCGCCGGAACAAUGGGAUCUUUGAAGCCGAGUGGGAGGAAACGGUAUAGUUGGUGGCACCGUACAAGGGUGGCUAUAGAAAAGUUCUGUUGCCCACUGAAAGUGACACUAUGCACAAGAGCUUCUCGGAAGCACUAGCUCCGAAAAUCGCUGAAAUUUGUCCGUUGUAGUGAACAGCGUGCAAGAAAAGGUUAACGGAAGAAGCUUCGAUGCCGCGAAUGUGAAUUGGUUCUGCUAUGCACUCGAAACUCGCAUUGUUAGUCGCCCUGUGGUGUGUCUUCAUCUGAUAUUGCUUUGGCUGAACGUGAGCAUGGCCUAAUGUCCCGCGCUGGGGAAGAAGUAGGCUGACUGCGAUGAAGCGCGUACCUGUCUUUGAGUGGUCGUCUGGUUUUACUAGCUUUAAGACACGCUUUUCAUGACCGAAUCACAAAUAAUGUGGUAUGAGAAUCUGAAUUCUGCGCGCAGCACCUGUAAGCGAUGUCAGAUCUCCGGCGGUAAACCCGAGAGUUGUUCCUAUAUCGGAACGUUGUUUAUGAAUUUAUUAUUUGUAUUUUUGCCGAGCAAUACAAAUACAGAGUAUUUUGGUAUCGAUACCUAAAAUAUGCGACGGAAAUCAUAUUUAUUUUAUGAUAUCGGCAAAGAGGGUGGACAGCGCACUGCGCUUGCUGGCGCCACCACUCCUUACGGUAGACGACAGAUCUCGUUUCCAGGCGUCACAGCAUUUUCAUUGUUGCACACAUGCACACGGAUUGAACGCAACUUCAACUUAAUUGUCUCACAAAGUUCGAAAACCUUCAUUCUUGCGAAAAAAAAGCUUUUCCAUUUCUCAGACCUAAGUGAGACUGAAACAUUCGCAGGAGGAAGUUUUGUCGGUUCAGAAGCGAUAUUCUGCCAGGAAAAAAAUGAUUAAGACAUGCAUGGUGGCUGGAAGAAUAUAGAUCACGUAACGACACGCAGUUGACGCCGAGCGUUCGGGUAGUACUGCAACCGUGCACGUCCCUUAGAUCGCAGAGACGACCUUCACAUCUGUAAACAACUUCACUUGCAAGCAGGAGCCAACGUUUCGACAAGUGGGCCUGUCUUCUUUAAGGCCUUGACCACUUGUCGAAACGUUGGCACCCGCUUUCACCUUGUUCUCGCUUUGCUCAUCGUCUUGAAUUUCCUUCUCCCGCCUUCCCCGUGUUUUCCCUUCACUUGCAAAGACAUUGUAUCUCAACAGGAACCGAGAGAAAUAAUCCCGGGCAAUGUCCACAGGAACAGAUGUUAAUUCCAAAUAUUAGACACCGAUGCCAAUUAAUCAGCAUGCAGUGUAAGUUAAAAUAAUUGUUCUACAUAUGUCGUCAGAUAUUCACCUUAAAAAAAUAUCUGUUAUGUUUUCUUCACGGGGAAAAAAAGAGGUUAAGGGGCCUAUUAGUCAUGUAUAUACUGAAUUAAUACUAAGGCAUUUAUAAAGUAAGGCAAGAAAGAGGAACCAGUUAUGACUUCAAGAGUACUUUAUGCAUUCACUGUUUACUGAGUCACCUGUACAAAACAACAAAAUUCAGUGGUGAUCUAGCGGUAAAUGCGAGAGAAAUGCGUUGGCAUUACGUCGCAGCUCUUUAAGUCCCGGAUCCAUGAUUGAAACCGCGUUCACCACAUUACAAACUGUUGUUCAGGAGCUCACUCGACGCACGUCCUGCCUCAUCGAGGAACGAAGUGUAACUGACGGUGGACCGGAGCAGACAGUUGCACUGACGUUGGUCUGCUCGUGGCAGGCUACCGCUGUCACGUGGCCGACUUCCUACGCUUGCACGCACAUACAUUUGUUUUCCGCUUUGACAGUACUGAUGCUAACGCAUUAAAAAAUACUGAAAAUUUUGCCGAAAGACAGAAUCUACAGUCACGCCACUGCCGUGCACCACGUGCCUUUAAAAAUUAUGAAGAAAGAAGAAAAAAAAAAACUCCUUUUUGACAGAAUGCUCAGCAGAUCAUGUGCGAUUAGAUAAAGCAUCAAAAUUGAACGCUACUUGUUUCAUGGAGCAGCUUACCUUUUACCUGAAAUCAGAUUGUCUAACUGGCUACUUGGUAUUCAGCAGCGGAACGCCAUAGCCACCGCGACGAGUGGGGGCCAUUUUGUGUCUUUGACUAUAGGACGACUAUGCGUCACUGGCUAUAAUAUACUGGCCGGAAAAUGAUGCAUAAAAGUGAGUGCCAGUUGCCCUAAAGCAUUAGUACGAUUAUUCUGUAUUACAGAAUGGACCGAAGAGAAACUCGACCUUCACUAAAGUGACGUUGCGUGUGCGUUCGCUCGGAAAGCGCUCACGUAAUCCCUGUUUUUUUUUUCUCUCUCUUAUUUCUUUCUUGGCGUCCGCUUUCGCAUUGUAACGGUUGUAGCAACAUGAACGCAUUCCCACUCGCCCAGUUCUCUAUUAGUGUGCGCAUACUGUCUUAACUACAAUAUACUUAUGUAACCCCACCCCACCUUUCUACUUGUUUCAACCGUAUUUUUUUUUUACCACAUAUGAAUCUUACGAUGACUUCGAAAGCAUCGUUAUUUCUUGUCUUUUCUCACGUUUGCCCUAUUCUUUUGUGACAUAAUUGCACUAUUGGUUGGUUCGACCCUUUUAAACAUGCGCAAGUUUUAGUUUGUCGACAGCACGUAUAAGAUGGACGCGCAACAAUUCAGCAAUACUUGAUUUGUUCAAUAACGUGCCAUUGACAAAACGUAGUAUUUACUCCUGAAGGAUUCGCUCGCAGGCUAGUUGGUACAUUUAUUUUAGUACUAAGUUUGUGCAGUGCAAAAAUGAACAGAAUGUGAAGGAAUACAAAACGACAUAGACCGGCGCUGCUCUUUAGCAUUGGCCUCACUUUGUUAUGCUAGAAGAGGUACAUAGCACGUAGGUGCGCGCUACGGAUAAGAUUGAUGGUACAGGCGGCGCCGGAUUAGUGCUACCGCGCUAGAGUCUGAUAGGCACAUAAUGCUGCCUCACGUCGCUACUUCCUCGCACGGGCUACUCUCACACACGCCCGAACACACGCAAGGAGUUACGUCACCCUUGGAUUCUGCCAAAUAGGCGACAAAACGACACAGUUUGAGCAAGUAUUCUGCCAAAGUAUCAGGGUUAAGGUCCAAGAACAACGCACCGCCUAAGACGGACGCCGUUGUUGGGGACGCCGGAUUAAUUUCGGUGGCGACGAGCGCUUUUGCAUUCCGUUCCCGUCGCAAUGCGCCCGUGGCGGCUGGGUAUCGAACGUACGACCUCGUGCUCAGCAGCAGAAUGUUGUACAGCCACUGAGCCACCGGAGCAGGUCGGCAAGUAUUCUGUCACAAUGCCAUGCUUUCACUUUUGCAGCGCGUGGCAACUUUCCGUAUUCGCGAUAUGCCUGCUCAUUUACGCGCGUUUGUUGAGACGAGUCGUUUUUGCGCCAAUUUACGAGUGACGCCGUUUAAACGUAGAAAAACUAUAGCAUAGCGCUAUUAUUUCUCGUCUUCUCCCCGGAACUAAAGCGGCCGAGGUUGACUGCAUUUGUCGCUGGCCUCUCGUGCCGCUUGCCUUGACAAUCUUGAUCUCACAUGCGCAGUACGCGCAGGCGCGCAACGUGAAGGCGAAACGUACGCGACUUCUAGACAGUGCGUAUGCGCGGCCUACGCUCUGGCUGUACUACGAUCCGCGUACUGGCUGUGCCAUGUGACUACGCCGCCGUGAAGCCACUGUAUGCUUUAAAACUUGGCCGCUGUAAUGUAGCGAUUCUUUUCCCUUGAUUCUGUACCUUUCUUAUCCACCGCUCAUGAACCGCCGAUCACAGUGAUAAAGUAGGCGGAGCGCCGCUCGUACCAUAGACGAAGGGCUAAAAGGAAAAUAAGUGGAAUAGGAUCGUUACAUUAUCCCGACCCUGGAUUCAGUACACGAAUGUGUAUUCAGAGGAGCCUCUCCAUGGUAUAGAGCUGCAACAGCACGCCAAAUGAUGGUGGCUAAAUAAAAAGUAAGUGAUUUCGUGGGAAAGCGUGAUAAUAGUUUUGCGUGUAUUUUAUCCAAGAAGAGCAUUCCGCCAAUGUCACAGCGAUGUUUUGUUCCCCACGAGUUUUCGUGCUACCUAUGCAAAGUAUAUUAUCUCGCAAGUUCGCACUUGUGUGAACCGAACUCUGCGCCCACGCACAUCAUGUGAUUGAGGAAAGUGCAUGCCGAAGUGGUUGCUGCCAUGCGAUCAGUGUUUUUGGAGGAAGUACCAAGACUCCAAGCAUUGCUCGAGCUUGAAACGAUCGAGCUGUCUCCGUGCGAAAAAUAAAGGAGUGUUAUGAAUGUUGUUUAUGGUUGUUGUAUUGUGUAACAAAAGGAAUAAACAAUUGCGUUACGAAAUU